AUGGCGUCGUCUUCGGCCCUCUCAGGGGCAGGGCUGUCGCCCACGACGAUGGCCCAGCAGGCGGAAACUGUGAACCAUAGCAAGAUGAAGGAACUCGAGGCCUUCAUUGAACGGUGAGAUCACAUAUGGCGUGCAUUCAGCGGUGCACUGCAAUGGUGUGACGUGUCGUGAGGCUCUGUUGGGCUGUUCUGACGCAUGCAUGGCCAUCUGUGAGAUCAGAUAGAUGCAUUUCAAUGGGCCCCAAAGCAUUUGGCCGUGUGUCAUCUCUGUGUGUGGUGCAGAUGCAAUAGUCAGCUUUGUGGAGAUCUGAUAGUGGUCCGUUCGACGAUAUUCGACGCUCUCGAGGUGGAAAACCUCGUCCAGAGCACCCUCAAGUCUCAGCUGGCUGCCCACACCAAGGCGAAGCAGGCCCCCAACGUGGUGCGCCUUGACCCGUUGAGCAGUGGCGACGGCACAUACGAUGGUGUGACGGUGCUGCGAGACAUCUCGUUGGCCAUGUGGCCCCGCACCAAGGGCGGGAAGCCGGUCAUUGAGCGGGAGGUGAAUGACAUGAUUGUUAAGUGUCGGCGGCCUGACUCUCAUGCUCCCGGCUGUCCCGUUCACGUUGGUGUGUUGAUGGACAAGAUGCUCGACAAACUCAAGUUCAAGAAGAGCAUCUGGUGGGUGGGCCACUGGGCAAGGAGGCAGGGAGGGAUGCUGUAUGGUCUUGUGAUGUGAUGGCUUCAGGUUUGUGGUGAUGCCGCAUAUGGACAUGUCGCUGCUGCCGUUGCUGGCGAAUCUGACCACCGACGAACGGUCUAAGAUGGCCAUCAUAGGUAGGUGGCCACCGAGCCUCAGCCGCACACACACACACACACACGCCACCACGCCGAUCAGCAACCAGAGCCCAUAGGUUCAUCUCAUCUGCCCUUCCCUUGAUGUGCCUUUGCAGGUCUGCAGACUGUGUCGGACCAUACCAGUGGAGCCACGACGCUCGGAAGCUCACACGGUACGCAAGAUACUGCUGGCACUUACCCGGCAAAGCACAUUUGUAUGUGUCUCUUUGUCUGUCUGCAGGCUCCCCCAAGUACCAGGUCCUCCGUUACGCUGACAUCGCACUCCUCGCCGCCCCCACCAGUGUGCCGACCAACGCCGCUGACAUCGCACUCCCCCCAGCCCCCACCCACGGCCCCCCGAAUAAGAAGACCCGUACCAGGGCCACCAAAGCGUCAUCCAGGACCUCGCGCCUAACGUCAUGGCGCUCGACGACCAUUUGGCGGCGGAUGGUGAGGAUGACGACGAUGACGUGUACGAGCCGCGCGCCGCCAGACAGGCCGGUGGCAAGUCGUUUAACGCACAGUCGCAGGGCCAGGGCAAGGCGCCCCGAGUGCGCAAGGAGAGGGGGGAGACGAAGGGCCACAUGCCGUUUGUCGAGAUGGGGCUGGGAGGCUAUGAGCAGCAGAUGGGGUUCGGUCAGAAUGAGGGCAUGGACGUGUGUGACAUGGGGCCGGGGAUGGUCAGCGGCCUCGUCGAGGGCACAUUGCCGAAAGACACUGCGGCGAAGGCCACGAGGUCAGACAGACACACAGACACAAAGAGACACACACACGAGAAUGGGCGAAUGCCUUGGUCCUUGUUCAGUGUCUCGCCGUUUGAGUUGAAGAAGGAUCACCUGCCCGCGGGCAUUCCUGCGCACGCUGCGGGCAUCUCUGCGCACGGCCACAGCAACAGGGAUACCCCGCACAAUGGGACCGGCGCCAAGUAGGCACCGAAGGGAAGACUCACCCACCCGCAUCGCCGGCUAUCGAUGGAUACAUGUGUGUUGAUUCAGGGCUCGUUUGGCGGACCAACUGCGUAAGAUGAAGGUCAAGGUGUCAGCCCCCACACCUCCGCUCGACAGGUAUGUGUGUGCACCUGCAGCCAGCAGACACACGAGACACCCCCAGCCCAUCCUCUCUCCCUCUCUCCCUCCGUCCCUGUUUGUCUGGCUGUCUCUUUGUUUGUCAGUAUCCCUCCCAUCAGUCGUCGGCCGGGCGCACUGUCGUCGGCCGAGGCUCAUGGCAUCGAUCCCUCGCCGCUGCUGCCGUCCAAGACGCCGUCCUUCCCGGCGGACGACAGCCAAGAGGACACCAGCACGCGGCCAAAGGAGGACAAGAAACGCCUGCCAGAGCAGCACAAGAAGGACAAUCGCACCGCUCAGGGGUACGCUGACAGACAGUCAGUCAUGGAAGCAGAGGACGGAAGGCACACCGACGCACGACCAUGCAUGUGUCUCCUUCGUGUCUGUCUGUCUGUCAGGUCUGUGAGGAAGUCGCUGGCGGCGGAGCUGCUCCGCUCGCGUAAGGUGCUGUCGACGCACCCCAUCCACACAGCCAUCGCCACCGCAUCGCCCCCCGCCAAGAUGACCAUCGAACACAGGUGGGCAAAGGGAUCAAAGGGGCAACACCAUCCAUCCAUCAGACGUCAACUUGCUCUCUAUGUCUCCCCACCUCAAUACAGCCCGGAGCCCUCACCCCUCCUGCCGUCGCCCCCCGUCUCCCAGCACGACCGCUACCGGCUGUCGUCGCCCCCCAACCCACCGCAGGAGCCGGACCCCUUCGCCAGCGGCCCCAAUACUCACGGCAUGGUGCUCCGACAGAACCGCAAGAAGCGCACCAGCAGCCCCCUCCCGUCACCCAGCCCCACAGACAGCGACCACCAGCCCCUCACAAAAGCCAAGCGAGCCGCCGUCCGCCGCCCGAAGUCUCACGAGAAGGACGAGACGCUGCCCGUCUUCGGUGGCCUGGGGGAGGAGGUCCUGUAGGGGCCGUUGAACAAGGGCCGGGAGGGCGAGAUCGUCAAAACAACAGAGGCAGCGGGCGGCCAUGACGCCUUCCCUAAGAGGCAGAGGGCGCCGCGCGGCAAUGGGAAGAGCCGCCAGACGCUCAAGUGGAACGACCCCCGAGUGCUGGGCCGCCUGCAGAAGAAGAUUGAGGCCAUCAGCCGUGCGUCGGAUUUCCAGUGCCGGCUGGACCUGGCGCGGUGCCGCCUGGCCGCAGAGGAGGACCCCUCGGAGGGCGGCGGCGAUGGUUAUGAGCCGAUGGACAUCGACGAGGGUGCGGGUGCCGCUGGCGGUGCUGACGAUGACCGGGAGAGCCUGGCGGAGCGGCUGGGCAGGGGGGCGCACAUCAUCAUGAACUAA
Vitrella brassicaformis is the source of this 3160-nucleotide messenger RNA. The record is from the annotation of a GenBank genome assembly. Lineage: Eukaryota; Vitrellaceae.